AGGCCUUCUCUGCGCCGCUGUACUGCAGCGCCGCCAGCAUAGAGGAUCCGGACAGCAAGGUGCUGGGGCCGCUGCAGGCGCUGGUGAAGCGGCCGGCCGCCACCGUGGAGGAGGCCCCGGCGUACAAGCUCCAGUUCGUCGGCCACGGCAGGGGACCAGCGCUCAGCCUGGAGCCCGACAUUGUCGACCUGGGUGCUGUGAUGGCGUGCGACGAGGUGAAAGCUACCGUGUCGAUCUUGAACUCCUCCAGCCUCAUGGUUCACUUUGGUGUCGUAUUCGAGCACGUGUUUCAGGCAGAUGGUCCUUCGACAACGGUGGCGGAGGAGGCCAUCUUCCUCGAGCACGCCAACACGGUGGCAGGCCGGUGCACGGAGACCCUCAGCAUAUUGUUCAAGCCUGUCGUGAGAGGGGUGUACGAGUACCAGGUCAUCUUGACACCACAGGCAGGGGAUGGCAAACCUUGUGGCCGGCCCAUCGUGCUCUCGCUCCGGGCGGAUGUCCAGUACCCGAGCGUUCAUAUUGCAGAUCUACGUACAGAAUGUGUAACCACGCAGCCCCAGUCGAUGAUGUGGACACAGUUCCAGGUGGACGGAGUCAAUGAGUUAUAUUCGGGGGAGGUCACCGAAGUCGAACGACGUUUCCAGAAUGCCAUCGGCAUCGAUGAGAAGAAGAAGCUCGUGAAGCAGCUCAAGCCGUUCCAGCUCCUGUUUGGAACGUCGGCGGCGGGAUCGACGCCCACUGCGGUGUACUUGGUCCUGAAGAACCCCACCAACCUGGGCAUCCGCUUCUCGUUCCAGUUCCCGAAGGACCUCAACCUCGAGCACAUCCCGUCGUGGUGCGACGACAAGGCUUUGAUCGACGACCGCGAGGCGCACUUCACGUGGGUGGAGGAGCACGAGAUCUACGAUAUACAGCCCCGCAGCGGGGAGAUCGCAGCGGGCGACCACACGCACGUCAAGCUGACGUACAACCACCACAGCAUCGGGACCCACAUCCUACCCGUGGUCUUCAACGUCCACGGUGGGCGUUCGAUCCUGAUGUACCUGAAGGCCCACAGUGUGGCUCCGUCCGUCGGCUGCCUGUCCAUCCGGUCCUCCGUGGUGACCCUGCAGCCCGUGCCCCUGAACGUGGAGAAGGGCUCCGCUCAGCCCGUCGAGCUGACGAACAGCGGCUGCGUCGGGGCUCCCUGGAGGAUCGACCGCGAAACCCUCGAGGAGUUCAACAGAGUUAACCACGACUUCGAGGUGCUCUCCGUGUCGCCCUGCGAAGGGAUCCUGAUGCCCCGGAGCUCGACCUUCAUCCACUUCACGUUCAGGCCCCUCGAGGCGAAGCGCUACACGUGCCCUGUCCGCAUCGAGAUGUUGAAGGACGGCCGCCCGAUGGAGGAGCUGUGCUUCGAGCUCCAGGCCGAGGGCUACGAGCCGGAGCAGCCGGUGCCGCAGGUCGAGCCCACGUUCCCUGUGAACUUGCCGAUCCAGACGUAUGCCCCAGUGCCGGGCAACGGGGCCGCGCUGUCCAUCGAGAUGCUCGACUUCGGACAGUGCCCCCUGGCGUCCCGGGCGUCGCGCAUGCUGGUGCUGGUGAACUACUCCUCUGAGCACGUCCUGAGCUUCAGGUGGGAGCAGAACGGGCUCUUCCUUAAGCCUACGGACAUGGAGAUUGAGCCGAGCACUGGUGAGCUGUCUCCAGGCUCCUACUGUAUCAUCGUGUUCCGCUUGUGUAGCUCAGACCCUAUAGACAUCAGCGGCGAAGUUGCUUGCGCACUCGAUUGGAUCCACAUCGCCGACUAUGGCAAAGACCCGUCUCUUUCGCUGAUGGACAAGGUUGCCGAUCAGCCUGAGUUUCUUGCAUUCCACUCGGACCACGUCCACGAGCCGAUCCGCACGGGCAAGGCCUUCCUCGGCGAUGCCAACCGGGUCCACAUCUCGGUCGCGCACAGGCUCACCGUGUCACGGUUCCGGAACCUCAUGUCCUCCGCGGCGGGCCAGAAGUUCUUGAACGAGAACCUGCACCGCACGGCCGUGCUGUCGUCCGACAUCUCGGCGCUGGCCGCGCGCAGGACGAGCGCGCAGAAGGCCUCGGCGUCGACCCUGGAGCGCAGCCAGGCGUCCGUGGGCAUGGGCGCCAGCGGCACCCAGGAGGCCAGCGUCGUGGACGUCCGCGACCGGGGGCCGUCCGGCCCCCCGCCGCCCAAGGCCUUCCCCCUGACCGUCCGCAUCCGCGCCGUGGUGGCCGACUGGGGGCUCACGCAGGACCAGCGCGACGAUUUCCUGGUGGCGGGCCCCUGGCCAGGGGCCGCGGGCCACAAGCAGGACGACGACUGGCAGAACAGGACGAAUCCAAAGGUCUCGUGGUUGGGUGACUCGGCCACGAAGAACACCUACGAGCCGGUGGAGGUGCUGCACCCAGGCCUUGUGGGCGGCAUCCUGGAGCACAUCGUCCGAGAGGUCAUGGAGGAGAGCGAUUUCGAUGAGAUCCUGGACAACAUCAUGAUGCAGGAGCUGCGAGCUCGCUCUGGAGCGAUGGCUCACUGCCUCGGCAUCGGCCCGACGGCCAUCGCAAGGAGAGCCCGUCUGGGUUGGAGUUCAGCAUGGCUUCGUGGGAUGGGCGCCGGACUGUGGGAAGGACACGCCGAACUUCGCUCAGUACGACGACGCCCCGCCCCCCGGCGGGCAGGAAACGGCGGCGUCCCACACGGUGGCGGAGCUCCAGGCCCGCGACCCCGGCGCCAAGAUCGCGGACGCGCCCGAGGCGGCGGCGGCCGCCGAGGUCGCCCCGCAGGACGACGUUGCGAAGGCCGAGGUCUGUGCCGCGCUGGAGGCCCUCGGCAGCUCGGAGGACCGCGCCCGCGAGGAGGUCCACGGCGCGCUCUGCGCCGCCCUCGGCGAGGCGCCGCCCUCGCCGGGCGCUCCCGAGGCGGCCGCUCGGCCGGGGCCCGCGUGGAGCUCGCCGCUGCUGCUGGACUUCCAGGCCCCGGCCUCGUGGGCGGCCAGCGGCCGCGCGGCGGGCGGCGCGGGCAGCGGCGCGACGAACGGCGACGGAGGUGGCAUGCCAAGCUCAUCUGGAUCAGGAGAUUUGGACCCGUCAUCGAACUCAGACGACAAUCCCCAGCGCUACUGGGACGAGGCUGUGCAGGACUACGGGGAGGUUGACCUCGACGCCUUCAAGGGUGCGGCAGGAGAGGUCCUGGAUAAGAUGUUGCUCGACCUCAUGGACGAUGUGGUUGCGGGCCGCCUGAACUGGAUGCGGCCAGUCCCGCGCAUCCGCAGGCGCGGCUGAUCGGAGCCACUGCGCGCGAGCUCGGAGCGGUGACGCCUCGCCCUCUCCCGCGCCCCCCUUGCACAGGAUGUCCCUGCUCUGGUCAACCUGGGAAGUUGGCGUGGUGCAAGCGGCCCGUCGUUCCCAGGCUCCUGUCGUAUCACUGCCCCUUGAGCGGGCAACCUUGCCAUGCUGAGGCUGCAUGCGCCCGUCGCGUUCGCAAAGGGAGGGUUGAAGACCUUUCCUCAAGCAGUUGGCGUUCUGUCUCUUCUCCACUGGCUCGCAGCUUGGGUUCGGAAGGCGUCGUGUCCGUCGUUGGAGAGUGC
This is a messenger RNA of Prorocentrum cordatum, 3584 nucleotides long. NCBI's taxonomy places the organism in Eukaryota, Dinophyceae, Prorocentrales, Prorocentraceae. The record is from the annotation of a GenBank genome assembly.